Messenger RNA from Exophiala mesophila, 2018 nucleotides. RefSeq lists its product as uncharacterized. Bases 315 to 1823 code for a protein of 502 amino acids. The record is from RefSeq and is a predicted model, not a curated record. The transcript has a single exon. NCBI's taxonomy places the organism in Eukaryota, Fungi, Ascomycota, Eurotiomycetes, Chaetothyriales, Herpotrichiellaceae.
UUCCUAUCGACCAUAGCUUACCGAAAACUCGGACAUCUACGACACCUUUUUGGUCGAACUUUUGGCUUACCUGGUCUUCUCGUUGACCUUUACCAGAGCAGGCAAGACGGGGUAACAGCCAGACACUCCUCUGGACUUGCCUAAGAACAUCCCCUCAGUUCUAACUCCAGUGUCUCUGCUCACUCUGUCUCGAGUCUGUGAGAACAAGAGCUGCCAUUCGUCAAUCAGAAAAAACUUGGACAUCGCUGGUCCAGCACCAAUCUUCCUUGAGAGCCACUUGACAAGCCAGUGCGAGUCGUCAGCCACUACUGUGGAUGCAGAUCGCCCCCGAGCCACUGAGCACCCACCACCGCACCGCAGUUCAGGGCCCAACAGACAAGUCUAACCUGAUCGUCGCCGUCCUCCCGCCGUCUAUCGCCAACUCUACCUGUCACCACUUUGCGUCAUCCCACAUGGCACACCACAUGGCCCAUUCUGCACAGGGCCAUCCUGCUCUGAGUACACAACCAAGCAUGUCUUCUGAGUUCUCUGAGUUUUCUGUCUUGUCUCUUCCUCCUCCUGCACCAACUCGAUCCUACCACCAGCGAUCCAGAACUGCCACAGACCUUCCUCCAUUAUUCACCCACACUCAAUCACAUUCUCCAUCGCUGUCCUCGACAUUUCUCCCAUUCUUCCGCCCUCAUAGCACUCGAUCCCUAUCUCCCGAACGAUUAUCGGAUCCCGACACAUUGUAUCACCAGUCACCCGUACCUUCACCCGUACCUUCACCCGUACCUCCGCCAGAACAAGCGCCACCCUCCAAAAAACUAUCAUCAACCGCAGCUAGCAAACUCGCCAGCUGGUUUGACGGUACAUCCGAACCUCUAACCAUCUCUUUGGUUCCUUCCCCCAACAAGGAGAAACUAGACCCAAUAGCUGAGUCUAGCAUCAUGGAUAACCUCUUCUCCAGCGGCCAUGACUUGGUGGACAAUCUCACCAAACGGCCUCAGAAGAGAUCCAGUGUGAUUGGUUCUCCGUCAAACAGUACCUCUCGCUUCAGCUUUUUCCGGAAAUCCACCGUUUCUUUACCCUCCCCAGAUCCCACAGACCAGGACGAGCUGGGACAGCUCGAUAUCCGGGAGGCACUAUUUCCCCAUGGAUAUCCUGACGAGUUCUCUCCUGCCACGUUCAAAAAUUUACAACUCAACGCAGAAGGAUCUCUGCGUCGCUUUCAAAUGGCGCAUAUUGACCAAUCCAAAGCGCUAAAACAAUUAUCCUCGAGUAAAGUUGCACUGUCGGACGAGUUGGAAGCAGCCAGUACAAGGAACGAACAUUUAAGACUGCAGCUAGAGGACAUGGCGGAGAAGGCAGCCGCUCAGGAAAGACUCAUCACAGAACUGACAGCCCAACUUGCCGCACAGAGAGCUCCCAGACAGACGGUUGACUGCCAUCAACGGACCGUGAGGAUGGUGCCAGAUGAUGCCAGCUCGCACCAUUUGGACCCAACUCCACGAUCUCGGUACCGAAGGAGCCGGCUGUCAGACUCGUCCAUGUCUGCAGAGUCUGAAGCGGCAUCUGAAGUGAGCUCUGUCGUCAGUGUCUUCUCAGAAGCAUUAUCAGCUGCGGCUUCUCAAGAUACCUCGAUCGCUAGUCCAACCCACAAUUCCUCAUGUUCUCCGUUCAACGAGGAAUGCCCCAACUGCCAUGGGCUGAGUGCAUCCGAGGCAUGGGACGUGGUGGGUGUUAUGAAGAUGGAAUCUAUUGCACUCAAGCGUCGCAUUGGACAGCUGGAAAGUGCUCAGGACGAAGCCUUGGACUUUUUGAGUGGCCUCAGAUUAACAUGAGGCACUUUCAAGCAGAGCACCUGAGCGGAUUAUAGCGCCAUGAAUAUGUUUAUUCACUAACGAAAGAGCAUACGCAUCAAUACUGUACAUUACCAAAGCCUACAUCUGUGCAUUGCACCAUUACCUUCCCAGCUGAUGUGACACGUCAAUCAGCCACACGCAAUCGCUGACAGUGACCUCGAGACGAGAUAUCCC